UAAAAUCAUUUUAGUUUUAUUAUAGUUAAAGGUCGAUUUGGACCACGUCUAGAUUUUGAAAUAGGGCCUCCACGAUCUAGUAGACAACCCUGCACCCACCUCUCGAUCAAUUUAGACUAUUUUCAUUUCUCCAUUCAAUUUUUGCGCUAUAUCCAUUUUCUCUUCUUUCCAUAUUUACUUUCCUCCCUACUAGGGCUGGGAAUUCGGUCUUGGUUUCUUGGUCAAACUCGAAACGAGAUCGUUUAUUCCUGAUGUAAUUUUUUUCUGAACUUAAGUAUUUUUUUACAAUUAUUUACUAAUUUUUAAUUUUGAUAAAUUUAUGGAGAAAAAAAUUAGGGCCACAUUUUAAAUUUUCGAACCGGGCCUCCAAUUAUCAUGGGACGGUGCUGGGAGGAUGCCAAUGUUGACUCGGUCAUUAGUUUUUGUUUAACGUCUUUGACUCGCUGAUCUCACGAGUCACGUCUCAUGGAGCUGGGGAAAACGAUAGACAGAAGAAAAUACAAUUCUACUUUCUACGCGAAAACGCCGACUCAGGGACCCGUCAGGCCGUCACCUGUGUGAGUCGUCGUCGUCGACCACGUCUCAAGCUGCCGAAAAUCGUCAAUAGACGGACUCGGCGAGUUUGGCAAGUUUUUAAAACUUUGAUGGUUCUUUUGUAAUACACAAAGUUUUACGAACUGGUUUUGAAAUUUCGUUCCAAGUGCCGAUUUUUGAAUCCAGUGGAGGAGAGAGAGGAAGCGUAUCACAAGUGGAGAAGCCGAUUUUGGGAUCCGCGGGAAGCAGCGAGAGAGAGGAAGUCGAUUUGCAAGGGGGGACUCCGCCGGAAGGGAGGUUAAUUCUUUUACUGUCGCCGAUUGGAACCGGCACCGCUCUUCUGUUACUUCCCGGCGGUUCUUGGUACGAAGAGAGAGAAAGGCGGGAUUCAAAUUGAGGUUCCACGGAGACGAGUCCUUGUCCCUGCCAGGAACUUGCCGCAGCUGCUGCUCUCUCGUCGAACUGCGUCCGCCGUUACUGCUUGUCGGAGAGCGGCAGAGCUGAGCUUGGGAAGAGGGAUACUUAUACGAAUAGAAGCUUGGAAAGGGAGUUCGGUUGUAGAUCGAGAGGGAAGCGGACGGAGCUGAUUGGGAGUAGCCAAGCAUCGCUGCUGUCACAUUGAUUGGCCGUUACUAGGCGUGGGUAUUCUUCUCCCUGGCUACAUUUACCAAUCUAAUUGCAACUCAUAUGAGCAGAUUUGGGUAUGAAUUGGUUGCUGAUUUCUACUUGAGAUCCAGCGAUUGAUUCCAAUCUUGUUCAGAUAGUUGUGUUCAUCAAUCUGGAAGCCGAGCUCUGUUGCUUGAGUUAAUUUUGUUUGGGGGUGGUUGACAAUUUUUUUAUUUAUUACAACCCUUAUGUUUGCCUGGAGUUGAAAGCUAGCAGAAAUGUGUUGAAUUACCAAGCCCUGCUGUGCCUUUCCCGAGUUCUUGUGUUGCUCAAAAUUACCUCUCUUUCCAUUCCCUGGAAACUGGUGUUUGUUUCUAGAUUUUUGUUCCAAUUUCUCAUUCCUUCAAAUUUUGGUAGUGACAUAAGCUGGGGAGUUGGUUGAUGAAGAAGCAUAAUUUUCAGCACCCCUGCUUAUUUUUCUUUCUCGUUUUAGGAUUAGGUUAUUAGGAUAUUAUUACCAUUGACCUAAUACAUUGUUUGAGAUUGGUGUUGGAUUUGUUCAUGAGCUCCCUGCCCUCUUCAUACCCUGUUGCUGUUCUCUUGCUUCCAAUUUUCAUUUUUGUAAAUUUAGCUAAUUUUAUUCAUAGAUCCAUGUGCAUGCCAUGACUUGGUUUUCGGUUUUGAUGACUGAUGAUUUGGUGGGUGGCCAUGACAGCUCACCUUCCAAAGCUCACAUGGUGGCUCACAUUGCACUUGUGGUGCAUAUUUGAUAUGAUUGUUGCAAAUUAUAAUGAUUGCGUCUUAUAUUGAAUGCUCAAGUGGUUCACAUUUGAUUUUGAUUACAGUUCAGUACGAUGGCCUCUUAUGGGUUGAACAUGUUGAAUAGCACUGUAAAUUGGGUAACACAGGCCUUGGACGCACCUUCUGCUCGAGCUGUUGUUUUCGGAGUCCAUAUUGGAGGUCACUAUUUUGUUGAAGGACUUUUACUAGUUGUGAUCCUUUUCCUGCUCUCCCAGAAAAGUUACAAGCCACCUAAACGGCCUCUGAGCAAAAAGGAAAUUGAUGAAUUGUGUGAUGAUUGGGUUCCGGAGCCCCUGAUUCCUUCCAUUACUAAAGAGAUGCAAUAUCAGCCACCAGUGUUGGAAAGUGCUGCAGGCCCGCAUGUUGUAAUCAAUGGGAAAGAAGUUGUGAAUUUUGCCACUGCUGAUUAUCUGGGAUUAGUUGGACAUGAGAAAGUGCAGGAGUCGUGCACUGCUGCACUGGAAAAGUAUGGUGUUGGUUCUUGUGGUCCUCGUGGUUUCUAUGGGACAAUUGACGUCCACCUUGAUUGUGAAAGCCGGAUAUCAAAAUUCUUGGGAACACCAGACUCAAUUCUCUAUUCAUAUGGCCUUUCCACAAUGUUCAGUGCAAUUCCAUGUUUUGCCAAGAAGGGCGACGUCAUUGUUGUUGAUGAAGGUGUCCACUGGGGAAUACAAAAUGGACUUCAUUUGUCUAGAAGCACCAUUGUCUAUUUCAAGCAUAAUGAUAUGAAGUCUCUACACGACACAUUAGAAAAUAUUACUGCAGAUAAUAAACGUGCUAAGAAGUUGCGGCGCUACAUAGUUGUUGAAUCUGUUUACCAGAAUUCUGGUCAAAUAGCUCCUCUAGAUGAGAUCAUCAAGCUGAAGGAGAAAUAUCGGUUCCGUGUUUUUUUGGACGAGAGCAACUCGUUUGGUGUGCUUGGCCAAUCUGGAAGAGGUCUUACUGAAUACUGUGGAGUUCCGGUUGAUAAGAUAGAUAUAAUAACUGCUGCGAUGGGGCAUGCUUUAGCUACUGAAGGAGGAUUUUGCACUGGCAGUACUAGAGUCGUUGAUCACCAACGAUUGAGCAGCUCUGGCUAUGUCUUCUCCGCAUCGUUGCCCCCGUAUCUCGCUAGUGCUGCUAUUACUGCUAUUGAUAUGAUUGAGGAGAAUCCUGAUCUGAUAAAAAAGCUGAAAAAGAACAUUUCUUUGCUGUUGAAAGGGCUGUCCAACGUAGAAGGCCUCACCUUGACGAGCAGUCCAGAAUCACCAAUCGUUUUCCUUAAACUGGAGCAAUCCACAGGAUCGACAAAAGGCGAUAUGGAAGUCCUCGAAGAAAUUGCCGAACGUGCUCUGAAGGAAGACUCGGUGUUCAUGGUGACCUCCAAAAGAUCGAUUCUUGAUAAGUGCCGGUUGCCCGUGGGAAUCAGAUUGUUCGUGUCUGCUGGCCAUACAGAGGCUGAUCUAACCAAGGCUUCUGAAUGCUUGAAGAGAGUUUCAGCAUUGGUGCUGAAGCAUCGUGACUGACCUUGCCUGUUCCAACUCAGAUUUUUCUUCUUUUGAUCAUAAUUGCCUUUUCUUAUACAAAUGUUAGGGAUUUGGUAGGCUGAGAGAAAACUAGGGAGGUGAGGGGAUAUACAAAGGGGAAGGGAAGGGAAGGAAGUUCUGCUGAGAAGUUGUUCAGAUUAUUUAUUGUUCUCUUUUGUUUCUUCUGGCCAUAGAUUCUUUUUUCCUUUGGGGUUUUAUUAGUGUUGACUUAGUUUUUCUUUCGUGGAAGAUUCCAUUGGAUGUUCCCAAGUCAAAGGCAAUCUUGUUUGUAGGAUAAUGCUCCUAUUGAGUAAAAACUUUGACCUUGAGUUGUGUUGUAUCAUGAGAUUAUGAAAGUGGUUCUUUUGCAUUCAACUUGUGUAUUUUUAAGGAUUGGUUUUAGGGCUUGUUGGAUUUGAAAACGAAGGUUUUGAGUAUUGAAAACCUUUGGAUUUAUGAUGGAUUAGGUUUUGAGUUUUGAAAACCUUUGGAUUUAUGAUAGAUUUAUUGUAUUUUGUAUUUGAAAGAUAACAUUGUUUGUUUAAUUGAAUUUUUGUCAUGGAUUUAGUUCAUUUGGUAUUUGGUCUCAAAUAUUUGUCUUCCACAUAGAUAUUUGCAAAUACCAAAUGAAAUGUGGUAUUUACAAAUACGUGGGACCAACAGAUUUGGAGCUAAAAAAAAUCCAAAUAAGUGGGCCCAUGGAUUUGUAUAUAUCAAAUACAUAAUGCUUGGUAUUUGGGUGCCAAAUACAACACCCAAAUCCCACAAGCAAACGACACCUUAGGGUCGUUUGGAUGAGGAAUUGUAACGGAUCAAAUUGACACAAUUAUACAAAAUUGCAUCGUUUGCCAACAAAAAAAUUUUGGAUGGAUCAAUCUACCUGCGGUAUUUUGAAUUGAUCCGUUUUGAGUCAAUUUCAAUUACUUGGGGUGGGGUAUGUAAUUCGAAUUGACUCGUUUUAAUUGCCUUGUUUAUAAAACGAGACAAUUGAUCAAAUUGACUCAUUUCUAGAUUGAUCCAUCCAAACGACCCCUUAGUUUUUUACAAUCGGAAUUAAAGGGGUAUUUUUUAUCAGACAUUAGUCUAUAACUAUACAGCUAUUGAGGAGGAUUGACAAGUCAGGAAGUCACGGGAACUCGAAUUUUAUGUAUGGAGUUACGUUGACAUCUUAGUAUCUCUAUAUUAAACGGUCGAAACAAAUUUUGGAAUGCUUCGGAUGACUGAUUUGGGAGGUGAGUCAUGAAUUGUUUAGUGAAUUUGAUGGAAUGUUUUUAUUGAGAGUGCAAAGUGAUGAAUUGGUUAAUUAUCUCUUGGUAUAUGCUAUUAAAAUGUCCAAAUUGUAUUUAUCAUAAUAUUAUUACAACAAAUUUAACUGGUAUAUAACUCCAACCACCUUGUUACUAUCUAUAUUAUAGCUAAUCGCGAUUGAUUAUUUUUUAUUCGGCUGUCAUAUGAAGUUGUUUUUCGGACGAUGGUAAUCUAGCCAACUAUUUGAAGAGAAUUUUCCUAUUGAGAUUACAAUACAUCUUGUGUGAACGUGCUCGCAGGUGCUUGGUGUCGUUAGAUUGGACGUGAACAAUCUCUAAUCGUUGAUGAAAGCGGCAACAAUUUUGUAAAUUUAUAACGGUGAAGGAAGUAAGGUUGACCUGAGAAAGUAAAAUCAAGAGCUGCCGGCCUGCCGCCAUACGGCCAUAUCGAAAUGAAAAGAGCGAAUUUAACAGAAACAUAACGACAGUGCGACACCAACCAACGGAGCAACACAACGCGAUUUUCUCCGUCUUUCCUUCCUUCGGCUUUUCUGUUCCUAAAGGAAUCUAAUUUCCGCCAUUAACGCUCUCGAUUAAGCUCUCACUCUCGCUCCAUGUCAACUCUCUGUUCCUAAGCACUUCACUUUGCUUCCCCACCAAAAUCAAUUAACGUAAUCUAAGUCUACAGCCAAAAGGAGUUAGCUUUCUGGAUGAAGCAAAAAUCGUGAGUUGCUUCCAGCUUUCUGCUUUUAUCAGAUUUUUCCUCUUUCCGUCCCCAACUACCCUUCUUCCCCCCUCCGCCUCGAGACAGUGAAACAAAGCGUCUUUCCCUGAUCAUGAAUUUGGGUUUCUCUCCUGUUCUUCGAUCUGUAAGUUCCUUCUUUCUUCUCUCCUGCUGCGAUUUGGAUUCUUUAAUGUUCUAUUUCUCGAACUGGGUAUGCUACGAAAGAAUUUCCUGACAUUGAAUGAUACCGAAGCCGAUUAUACUUUGUUUUGUGACUGCUAUAUGCUAGGUUAGAUAUUGAACCGGCCAAAGUUGUGAACUUUUUAUCCAGAUGGAAAGCUAGGGUUCAUUGGUUUGAUUAGACGAACUUGGUUCUUCACUUGGGGUUUGAGUGGUGGUAUUUCUUUAAGCAGACGUUCAUAUCGAAAUGCAAGCAUUUUCCUAUCAAGCAAUCUAAACAUUUAGGUGGGGUUUGCCACUUGGACGUUUCUUUGCUUUUCAUUUAUGGGUUUGGCUAUUGGUGUACAGUGUACUUAUGGUGUGGUUAUUGAGCAGGUAUUGUAGGAGAACCCCCAGCUCUGUUGCGAUGUCAAGGCCUAUGCUACUAGUCUUUCUGCUGCUUAUACUCAUAAUUACCUCUCAGUUUGAAUGGAGACAACAACUUGUAAACGACAUUGACCCAACUCCUGGGAUAACAUCUAAACAGCAACAAAUAUCAAAGAGGGAA
This is a messenger RNA of Linum trigynum, 6144 nucleotides long. The record is from the annotation of a GenBank genome assembly. NCBI's taxonomy places the organism in Eukaryota, Viridiplantae, Streptophyta, Magnoliopsida, Malpighiales, Linaceae.